Messenger RNA from Cladophialophora psammophila CBS 110553, 285 nucleotides. RefSeq lists its product as uncharacterized. NCBI's taxonomy places the organism in Eukaryota, Fungi, Ascomycota, Eurotiomycetes, Chaetothyriales, Herpotrichiellaceae. The annotation marks the transcript as partial. The transcript has a single exon. The record is from RefSeq and is a predicted model, not a curated record.
GACGGCACAAAAGUGGUAGAGCGGAUUCUUGGACCUGGUGUAACAGGCCUUGUUGUUCAGCAGGGAGGCUAUGCUCUCACGAUUCCUCAAUUAUCUGGAGAGAUUGGUGGGGAGCCACCGACGAGGGAAAGUUUCUCUCUUCGGAACGAAGAGCGCUCCCAUCGCAUUAGAUCUAUAGAGGACGAGAAAGCUAUCUACCGCAGACUCGGCAAUCAGCCUUGCGUCGUUCGCUGCGAUUAUAACCUUCCGUCCGCAGAACACCUAAUGCGGAUGGAGUUGAUGAAU